Messenger RNA from Adineta steineri, 759 nucleotides. Lineage: Eukaryota; Metazoa; Rotifera; Eurotatoria; Adinetida; Adinetidae. The record is from the annotation of a GenBank genome assembly.
AUGCAUAGCAAUGAUAUUGAGACUGAUUCAAGUGUUCUAAUUCAUACACUUCAUCCAAUAGAGAGUGAAAUUGAACAAUGUUACAAUAUAACUCGUAGUAUAUUUAAAGCAUAUGGACAGCCUGAAGACUUUACCAAUAAAUAUAUAAUUGAACAAGAUAUGAGCGAUAUCCAAGAGAAUUAUUUAAAGUUAUCACGAAGUCAUUGGUGGGUAGCAACAAUUGGUCAAAAGAUUAUCGGUCAAGCUGGUGUACAACCAAAGUCCAUAGGUGACAGGACAUUUUACAAUAAACUAAUAAUGGAUGAAACUUUACGAUUUUACGAAGAUAUUCAUCCGGACGAAAUUUGUGAAAUAAGACGAAUGGCUGUGCUAUCCAAAUAUGAAAAUCAACAUAUUGGUCGAAAAUUACUACAGACACUUAUUGAUUUUGCACGCACACAAGACUAUAAAGCUGUUCAUUUAACUACAAGUCUUCAUAUGAAACCAGCCUGUAAUUUCUACGACCGAUGCAAUUUUACACGCGGUCAAAUUUAUCGUUAUACUGUAUACUCCAAUGAAGUAAUUAAUAAGGAUAAGAAGGAUAUUGCUGCUAAUAGAGAGAAGACAGAUCAAUUAACAGUAUUCCUUGAUGCACCAGUCAUAUUUAAUACUUUGAAUGACUUAACUGAUGAUGAUUGGGAAAAAAUUAAUCACCCGAAAUUGAUAACGCAAGUGAAAUCAAAAAAUGUUUAUACACAAGAUUUUUGGAUGAAAUUAUAA